AUGUCUUUGGAGGCAGACCUGGAGCUGAGCAGUGAGGAGGCCUUUCUGCACCUUUUCCCCCUGCAUCGCGCCUGUCGGGACGGGGACGUAGAGGCUCUGGUCGGGCUGCUCCACCGGCUCUCGGAGCACACGGCUGGGCACCUGAGCACCGAGGACUACCGCUUCGGAUGGACCCCGCUGCACUGGGCUGCUCACUACGGGCAGCUGGAGUGCCUGAUGCUCCUGGUGCAGAUGGGCUGUGAGGUGAACACGGUGAGCAGCCGCUUUGACCAGACCCCCACCCACACCGCAGCCUUCGGGGGCCACUCUCACUGUGUGGUGUGGCUCACGAAAGCGGGGGCCGACGUCAACCGACAGGACCUGACCGGGGAGGCUCCCAUCCACAAAGCGGCUCGCACCGGCAGUUUGGAGUGUAUCCAGGUGCUGCUCGUCGCUGGAGCUGAGCCACAUGUGAAGAACGCGUGUGGACAGACCGCAGCGGACCUGGCUCGGGCUCAGGGCUUUGCUGACUGCUUCCAGCUCAUCUCCAGCCUCCUGCAGCUCCACGGCGCCCCUGGUGGUCAGAGCCAGGGCAGCAGGAAGAGGCUGCUGGGAGGACAGGAGCACAGCCGCAAGAAGAGGGCCAAGGCGGACGAGGAUCAGCAGCAGGAGCAGCAGCAGCAGGAGCAGCAGCAGCAGGAGCAGGAGCAUCAGCAGCAGCAGCAGCAGCAGCAGGACGUCUGCAUGGACUGUGGAUCUCUUCCAGAUGAGAGCCCAGUCUUUCCGUCGCCUGAAUCCCAAAGCUGUGGCUCUCUGCACGUGGGGGACGGCAGCCCGGAUCGGCUGGGGCCCGGACCGUGUGGGCCCCUGGGAGCUGUGCGGCGGAGGGGAGGGUAG
Messenger RNA from Knipowitschia caucasica, 876 nucleotides. Lineage: Eukaryota; Metazoa; Chordata; Actinopteri; Gobiiformes; Gobiidae. The record is from the annotation of a GenBank genome assembly.